Clupea harengus (Atlantic herring) is the source of this 1991-nucleotide messenger RNA. Its product is annotated as coiled-coil domain-containing protein 6-like. Bases 1 to 1662 code for a protein of 553 amino acids. Gene Ontology annotation, biological process: microtubule-based movement. The record is from RefSeq and is a predicted model, not a curated record. Gene Ontology annotation, molecular function: ATP binding; microtubule motor activity; ATP hydrolysis activity. NCBI's taxonomy places the organism in Eukaryota, Metazoa, Chordata, Actinopteri, Clupeiformes, Clupeidae. The transcript has 9 exons. Gene Ontology annotation, cellular component: microtubule; kinesin complex.
AUGAAGUCUGCACCGUACUCUUCUACUGUGCCUUUUGUUCAGCCCACGGCUCAGACCUGCCUGCCUCCCAUCCCGUCCGGCCCGUCCUCCCCUCCGUUCCGGCCCGGCCACAGGCAGCCGGAUGAUCCCGAGCAGAAAGCGUUCCUGCCCCAUCUGGAGAAACAGAGCCAGUACGAGGGCAGCUGUGGCGGCAGCCACUUUGGGUUUCCUGCAGGAAGAGGAGGACACUGUCCGCCAGAGGAGCGGGCAGCAGUUGGAGGAAGGACCACGGAGAGCAGGGCGUCUCGCGUGCUCUCCUCCCGCCCGCGGUCCUACUCCAGCAGCCUGUCCGGGCCACUCCCUCUGCCCCAGGACGGAGGAGGAGGAGGAGGAGGAGGAGGCGGCGCGGGAAGGGAGAAGGUGGUGUACCCUUCCCCACGACGCUCUGUGGAGAGACUAUCCGCCUCCUCCUCCUCCGCCUCCGCUAUGGGUCCAUGUGCUCCCGCGUCCCUCUCCAGCGCUCCUGCCGAGUGCCCCAACUGCAAGAGGGAGAGGAAGAUCAGGGAGGAGUACGACAAGUUCAUCGUUCAGGCGCGCAGGGACAGAGACUCCCUCAACCAGAGAGUGGCAGAGCUGGAGGAGGAGGAAGAGGCCAUGGAGAUUUCAAGAUGUAACACAGCUGAGAUACCUGUCAAUGCAGAGGAGCAGACACCAGGCUCUGCUGAAUCUCCACAGGACAUGGAGUCUCUGAGAGAAGAUGUGGAGUCUCUGAGAGAUGAUCCGACGAGAGAGGAGACUCGGGGAGAGGCAGUGAGCUCCACGCUCAACGGAAAACGACUCCUUCAGCUGGAGAAAGAGAGCAACCAGCUUAAAGGGCAGAUCCUGGCCUUGCAGCGGGAGCUGGAGGUGUCCCGUGAGCAGCUGGAUCAGAGCGCGGCGCGGGAGAAGCUCCGGAGCGAGCGCUUGCACGGCGAGCAGGCCAAGGCUGCCCAGGACACACAGGGGCUUCAAACGCAGCUGAACCAGGCCAGGCAGCAGACGGAGAGCUUGCUGUCAGAGCUGCGGAGUUCCAAGGCAGAGCACGAGAGAUUUAAAGAGAAUGUUGCCCUGACUGUGGCGCAGCUUCAGAAAGAUAAGGAUGAUUUGAUGUCCAAUCUUGAUGAAGUAAGAGAAUGUUAUGAAAAGGUGAAAUCUGAGAAUGCUGUUCUCAGUGAGAGAGUGGAGACUCUGAAGAGAGAGGCGAACCAUGGUCUCCAUGGAAACUCAGGGCCCUCUCAUGUCCACACAGUCACGACCAACACUGAAAUGCUGGUGGUGUCCCACCACGUGUCCCAGCAGUGUUCGGGGGGGGUGAACACAGACAGCAAAUGCUGCUAUACCAGCUGCAGUGGCUUCCAGGAGAGACCUGUGCCUCCGUCUCCAGAGAAACCACCAGAGGACAGGACCGAACAGGAACCCAGUCCACUCAGAACCGAACCACCAGAGGACCCAGAGAACGGGACCGAACAGGAACCCAGUCUACUCAAGACCAAAGAUGCCUUCAAGCAACUGAGGAGGGAGCACAGCCUGUUGCUGGAUGUGAUGCUGGUCCUGUACAAGAGGGAGUGGUUCGCCCAGGAGGCCGUGCCCUACGUCCGACGCACGCUCAGCAAGUGUGGGAUGAAGGUGGAUGAGAUGAACUGAAUAAGAUGGAGUUGAAGAAGAUGGAGUGAAAGAAGGACAUGACAGAAAAACUCAAAACUCAGUACAUUGCUUUAUGUAUAUCACUGUCCCCUGAUCAGUACAUCACUCAUAUGUAUCACUGUCCCUUGAUAUCUGCAACACACAGAACCUGAUGUCUGUAAUCACUGAGUGAGUUUGUGUCAUUUAGGAGUUUACUGAGUGGCAUCACAAAACCUUUAUUUGUAAAAAGCUACUUUGAGUUAGUUUACAGAAUUCCUGUUGAACACAUUGUAUAUUGAACAUUAAGAUCGUUGCUUUAUUUUGCACAUGAAAAACAUAUACGGACAUGU